This is a messenger RNA of Synchiropus splendidus (mandarinfish), 1570 nucleotides long. RefSeq names its product heparan sulfate (glucosamine) 3-O-sulfotransferase 1-like1 (gene hs3st1l1). The transcript is spliced from 2 exons. The record is from RefSeq and is a predicted model, not a curated record. Bases 412 to 1338 code for a protein of 308 amino acids. Lineage: Eukaryota; Metazoa; Chordata; Actinopteri; Syngnathiformes; Callionymidae. Gene Ontology annotation, molecular function: [heparan sulfate]-glucosamine 3-sulfotransferase activity.
CCGUGCCAGCAGGAGUUUUGAAUAAACCAGGACGCCGGUGUCUGCUUUCAGAUGAAUCCGUGAUGAGGCUGGACGAGAGGAGGGACGGACGCUUGGCUUCAUCUGUGAGGAGCAGCGGCGGGCACAAGUGCGCUCACCACCACCACCAUCAUCAUCACCAUCGUCGCCAGCCGCAUCUGGAGCUCCGGAGAUAAACACGCUGGUGCGGACUCUUCCCCGAGAACGAGAUGUGCUGUGGACUGCCGCUGGUUCCUUCUCCACCUCCGGUUCAAUGGCAGACAAAAGCUGCACUCUCCAGCAUCCCUGUUAUCGCUGAGCUGAGAAAGGCUGAACCCGUCCAGGGCUGAAUCUCAAUCUCCUGGUCUCGCUUCCUUUUUAUCUUAUAAAUCUGCUGCCUGCUUUUUUAUCACCAUGACCUGCUACCUGGUGUCUGCCUUUCUGUUAGUGCUCCAGACGCUGGCUGUCUCAUCAGAGCUUAUCCAGGCUGACUUUGACUUGACACUCGAGCCUUUGGACCUUGAUUCUGAAAUACCCAUCAACGCUUCAUCUCCACCUCCUGGGACGAGUAAGAGAGAGCCGCACAGUAUCAUUAUUGGGGUCCGUAAAGGUGGCACUAGAGCGUUGUUGGAAAUGUUGGACAUUCACCCCGAGGUCGCCGCUGCUGCCACUGAGGUCCACUUCUUUGACUGGGAUGAGAAUUACGCCAAGGGCUUCGAGUGGUACCGGGACUUGAUGCCCUACUCGUACCCUCACCAGAUCACGAUUGAGAAAACGCCCGGCUACUUCACAUCCGCUCUUGCCCCGGAACGCAUCUGUGCCAUGAACUCAUCCAUAAAACUGUUGCUCAUAUUGCGUGACCCGGCAGAGCGGGUCAUUUCUGACUACACCCAGGUCUACUUCAACCGCCUGGAGAACCACAAGCCGGUUCAAGCCAUCGAGAACCUUCUAGUGCGCAACGGAGCCCUGAACACCCGCUACAAGGCCAUCCAGAGGAGCCUUUACGACGUCCACAUGCGCAACUGGCUGCGGCACUUCCCGCUGGAGCAAAUACAUAUCGUGGACGGGGACGCCCUCAUUCGUGACCCACUGCCAGAGCUUCAGAAGGUGGAGCGAUUUCUCAACCUGCCUCCCAGGAUAGUAUCCUCCAACUUCUACUUCAACCAGACAAAAGGCUUCUACUGUAUCCGCAGUGACGGUCGAGAGCGCUGUCUGCACGAGUCAAAGGGACGACCCCACCCCGCCGUCAACAGCACCGUUCUCCAGCAGCUCCGCUCCUUCCUGCAGGAGCACAACCGAACCUUCUUCAGGCUGGUGAAGCGCACGUUUGACUGGCAAUAAAACGACUGGACUGAAAAGAGCCACGGCCCUACUCACUUUUUUUUUUUUUAAAAAGAGGGGGUCACGAAGCACUUUACUGAACUCUUUCAAAAGACUGUUGGGAACUUGGGGUCACCAACAGACCAGAUCCUUAUUUACACGAAUGACAACCGUUGCUAGAUUACAAACAAGACUCCUCGAGCUUAAUAAGUCAUUCUCUCUGUUCUUAAAGUGAUCGAGUUGCAGUGGAAAC